Papaver somniferum (opium poppy) is the source of this 846-nucleotide messenger RNA. RefSeq lists its product as uncharacterized. The record is from RefSeq and is a predicted model, not a curated record. Gene Ontology annotation, molecular function: nucleic acid binding. The transcript is spliced from 2 exons. Lineage: Eukaryota; Viridiplantae; Streptophyta; Magnoliopsida; Ranunculales; Papaveraceae. The coding region runs from base 1 to 846 and encodes 281 amino acids.
AUGUGGGACCAGCUAAAAUUUGACUUUGGUGGUACGACCACCACUAGACUUGGCAGCUUAGUGCUGAAAUUUGAGGUCUACCGAAAGGAUCCCAAGCAUUCAAUGACAGAACAUCUAAGAAGGAUGUCGUCAAUGAUUCGUGAGUUGAAAUCUGCUGGGAAUGUUCUUAGUGAUGAACAACAAGUUUUAGCUGUGAUAAGGUCAUUGCCUGAUUCUUGGGUUCAUAUGAAGCAAAUUCUGACUCAUAAUGAAAGCAUUAAUAAUUUCUCUGACAUCUCUCGACACGUUGAGCUUGAAGCUGAGCGCCAAGAGGUGACACAUGUGGCUACCUUGUAUGCUCAAGGUGAGCGCAAACCACAAGUGAAGCGCAAGAAAAAUAGCCAAACAAAUGCGGGACAGGCAGAAAAACCAGCUAAGCGCCGUCGUGGCAAGCGUGCUGACUUGUUUAAUUCUGUUUCUUCUGAGACUUUAGUGUCCGAUGCUAGUAGUAGUAGUGUUAUUGACUGUGUGACUUGGCAUGCUAGACUAGGAAAUAUCGGGCAAGAUAGGAUGACUCGCUUAGCUCGAGAAUGUCAUCUAGGCUCACUCGCUAAAGUUUCCUUACCCGUGUGUGAACCUUGUCUAGAAGGAAAAGCUUGUAGAAAACCUUUUGGUAAGGCCAAACGUGCUGAUCAACCUCUUGUGCUAAUACAUUCUGAUAUUUGUGGACCUAUGAAUGUUAAAGCUAGACAUGGUUAUUCUUAUUUUCUCACAUUUAUUGACGAUUAUACGCGAUUUGGUUAUGUAUAUUUGAUUGCUCAUCGCUACGAAGUGGAGAAGAAUAUAAGAGCUUUGUUGCAGAAGUAG